CCUGCCCCCCACCUGGAGCUGCCAUGUGGCCCCUGGCUGCAGUGAUCGCCUUCCAGACUGUGGCCUUGUCAGGCGGCAUCUCUCAGGAGUAUCCCAAGAUUCUCGUCACCAAUCGGACCAAUGGGGUUCUCCAAGGUGGCUACACCUGCCUCCCCCACUCUCAGCCCUGGCAGGUAGCCCUGCUAGUCCAAGGGCGGCUGCUCUGUGGGGGAGUCCUGGUCGACCCCAGAUGGGUCCUCACUGCAGCACACUGUCUGAAGGAUGGAUACAGAGUUUACCUGGGCAAGCAUGCCCUGGGGCGUGUGGAGGCCGGAGAGCAGGUGAGGGAGGUACUCCGCUCUGUCCCCCACCCUCAGUACCAGAGCAGCCCCACUCACCUGAACCAUGACCACGACAUCAUGCUACUGGAGCUCCAGUCCCCAGUCCACUUCACAAGCCGUAUCCGUGCCCCACUCCUCUCCCACGAAGACUGCCUCCCCGCUGGUACCUGCUGUCGGGUGUCUGGCUGGGGCACCACCACCAGCCCCCAGGUGAGUUACCCACAAACCUUACAGUGUACCAACAUCCAGCUACGCUCAGAUGAGGAGUGUCGUCAAGACUACCCGGGGAAAAUCACACCCAACAUGCUGUGUGCCGGCACAAAAGAGGGCGGCAAGGAUUCCUGUGAGGGCGACUCCGGGGGCCCCUUGAUCUGCAACGGAACACUCCAUGGCAUCGUCUCCUGGGGAGACUUCCCGUGCGGGCAGCCCAACCGGCCUGGUGUCUACACCCGAGUCUCUCAAUAUGUUUCAUGGAUUCAAGAAACAAUCCGAAAACAGAAAACCCAGGAGCAGAAAUGGACGAAGAGCCCACCAUAAAAUCGGGUUGACUUUCCCACCUCCUUCCUUCCAAUGUGCCCACCUUACUCGGUCUGCCCAGCCCUUCUCUGCCCCUCCCAGAGUGUUCCACUUGAAUCAGUGAUUCAUGUCCUCAAAAUGUGCCAGCCCAGCUGACACUCCAUGUUUCAAAAGCACUCAGUCACUGCCAGCAUCCCUGAAACAUCCCAGUCCC
Molecule: messenger RNA, 1050 nt
Organism: Hipposideros armiger (great roundleaf bat)
Lineage: Eukaryota; Metazoa; Chordata; Mammalia; Chiroptera; Hipposideridae
Gene: KLK13
Product: kallikrein related peptidase 13
Exons: 5
Coding region: 24-857 (277 amino acids)
Biological process (GO): proteolysis
Cellular component (GO): secretory granule
Molecular function (GO): serine-type endopeptidase activity
Source: RefSeq, a predicted model, not a curated record